UCUAACAGUGACGUUAUUUAUUCAACCACUACAGACCACAUAUGUUGACGAACAUAUGUUGAGAUGUCGGGGGAUGGUGGAAGAAGUGGAGAUACGAUGUGUCGGAGGACCACCUGUUACGAUGAUAAUUUAUGUAUGAGGGGAGCGAACCCCUCUGUCACUUCGUACGUAUCGUCUACUGCGCAUCUAUCCUGCGCAUAUCCAGUUGCUUAGUGAACACCAACGCCCUACAUCAACUAUGAAGGAUUCAUUAUACUUCCAUUAGUCGUGUAGUGCGGACCUACUGAUCAACAGCCCACUUCUACAGUCGAUAGGUGCAGAGCAGUAUCGAGAUUUUGAAUUAACCUUACAAUCAUAAAAUAUCAUGAAUAAUAACACUGUACGACGUAGUUUCACUUGUGCCCUCUGCGACAAGGUAUUCACGCGGAAGAACAAUAUGAUGCGCCAUACCAGAGUCACUCAUGGCGGUACACCUGAAGCCUGCUCUAUCUGCGGGACAACAUUUAGGCGCAACGAUGACUUAAAACGUCACAUGCUAAUCGUGCAUCGCCAACAACCACAACAACCUGAGAAUCCCGCAUUUAGACAGAACAAUGCUAUUACUACCGCAAGUAAUCGACUUGUACCAUCCAGCGCUCCCGACUACAUUCCGAGACCUGGACCAUCGUCUGCCCCAGAUUGUCCGAUGAUAGCUCAACCCGCUGUAUCUCGCCUUAUAGGAUAUACAUGCGACGGUUGCGGGAAAACAUUCACCAGGAAGAAUAAGUUACACAAGCACACUCGUUUCAGCUGCAGGGGUAACGGAUCUGAGAUACCAAUCAAUCAGCCAGAGCCCUCACCCGCCCCACCAUCCAUCAACCUGUCAUCACCUCAGUCGACUAGUGACGAGGAUGAUACUAAUGACCAGGUCGAGAUUCCUGACAAUUUGGCUCCACAAGGGUUCGAGGAAAUUGAGACGGCGUUCAAAGGUCGGCUUAAAACCUAUUGUUUAUCCGAGCCUGCCGAAAACACCGUCUCACUGCUGGAGUUCCUCAAUGACAUUCGAGAUAAGGUAAUCACACUCAUGCGGACUAUAUUAAAUCACACUCAUGCCAUUAAGUGUAAUAUAUUUGUAGAAUGUGAAUUUGUAAAUGUUCAUGGUGAUACAUGCAGGCGAGCUUUCAAAACUAAAAAUGUACCUUUUUUUCAAUCGUCUCACAUUGACGAAUUAGUGCAAGAGUUUAUUCAAAAUGUAUUACUAGAAAAGGAAACAUGUGAAAUGAAAGGAUCUGGCUGGAGCUUUGUCAGGGUUUUAGACAUGCAAAUCCGUGUAAAUGUCUAUAGCCCACUCAAAGGUAGUUCUUUCAUUCAACUGCCGCAUGAUAUCGCCAUUAAAAAAGCAACGGUUAAUGUGCUAAACGAUGCGGAUGAACGUUGUUUUGAAUAUUCAAUACUCUCCAAAUAUUUUGUUAAUCGUCAAUGUCAACUAACACCUAACAUGUUCACAGCAGAAAUUAGAGAAAGAGCAAAUUUAAACUUUAAUGACUUAAUUUUCCCUGUAAGUCUUAACCAAAUCCGCACGUUUGAGCGCAAUAACCAAGGCGUUAGUGUUAAUGUGUAUGGUCUGGACAAGAAGAAAAAGAAACGUUUCACGGACCCGGACAAACACAUUGUCUACCCUCUUCGUGUCGCAGAUCGUGAAUUAGCCAAUCAUUUUGACCUACUCCUUAUAACAAAUGACGUCACCACCCACUACGUUUGGAUCAAGAGCUUUACGAGAUUGGUUUCUUCCCAGCUGAGACCAGAUGGACAUCGCCUUUACAUAUGUAAGCGCUGUUUUGCACACUUCGAUAAUCAGCCAACGAAGUUAGGCCUUAGAGGGGAGGAACGUCUUUUGGAACAUCAGCGAUAUUGUUUUAACAAUGCUCCGUUAAGAACUGAUCUUGCGGAAGACAAAACAAUACAUUUUAAAAAUUUUGAACGCACUCAACGAAGUCGAUUCACCAUUUACGCUGACUUUGAAUGCGCACUCGUACCUCUUGAGCCUGAACAAACAAUCGAUCCUCCGCCAACUGUUCCACCGCCAGCAUGGGAUCCCGCAUUAGCAAGAGGAGCACGUCGAGACCGACCUGGUGAAAUGCACAAUGCCAGAAAUGUCCAUGUACCAUAUGCAUACGCCUAUUACAUUCGAGAUGAUAAUAGAAAUGUAAGUGAUGGUGAUACUGAUGACAAUGACCAUACAGCUUUGACGUUCUCCAAAUUGCGCCUGUACAGAGGUGAAGACGCCGCCCAGCACUUUAUCAAAUCGAUACGGGAUGACGUACAGAAGAUUGGUGAUAUAGUGUAUGGGCAACGUCUGCCGAAUGACCCUCCACGGUUAACACAGGUGGAAGAGGAUUCUUUCCGCGAGCAAACAGUAUGCUACAUAUGCAAGCGAGAAUUCACAAUACUCGACCCCCGUGUUAGAGAUCACGAACACUCUCCUCCCUAUACUUACAGAGGAGCAGCACACCGUUCCUGUAAUAUCCGCCACAAGGAACAGGACACUAUCAACAUUUAUCUCCACAAUUUAUCCAAUUACGAUGCUCACUUUAUCAUCAGAGAGCUAUCCGUUGAUAAAGGAAAUAUAAAUGUACUCGCAAAUACGGAGGAAAAGUAUAUCACAUUCUCCAAACGAUUUAAAUAUCCGGGAGCAGGUCGGCAAGGUGGUCUCAAACUACAAUUUGUUGAUUCCUAUAGGUUAAUGUCAAAAGCAUUAGGGACAUUAGCAUCAAUCCUGCCGGCCGAUAAAUUAAAAAUUACAAAGUCACGCUACGCCAAUCAAGAACAGUUCGAUCUGCUUAGGAGGAAAGGUGUAUUUCCGUAUGAGUACAUUUCAUCGAUGGAGGUACUCGAAGAAGAUGUCCUUCCACCAAAGUGUGUAUUUGGAGAAGGAGUGAGUGAUGCGGAUUACGAGCAUGCGCAGCGAGUAUGGGAGAAAUUUGACUGUACGACCCUCGGACAGUAUGCUGAUAUCUAUUUGGUAACUGACGUAUUGCUAUUAGCGGAUGUGUUCGAGGGAUUCCGAGAGAUGUGUCUAACACAUUACGGAUUGGACCCAGCGCGUUAUUUGACACUUCCAUCAUAUGCUUGGGACGUAAUGAUGUUCAAGACAGAUGUUAUCCUUGAUACCCUACAAGAUAUUGAUAUGUAUCUGUUUUUUGAGAAGGGUAUUCGAGGUGGACUGACCCAAUGCGUUACUAGACACGUUGUUGCCAACAAUAAGUUUACCAGAAUGGAAACAAUUGGUAAUGACCGAGACGGUCAGAACGCAGCAGCAUCAAGUGAAUAUUGCGAUGAAAGAGAUGACGAUACAUUUAUAAUGUAUUAUGACGCAAACAAUCUUUAUGGCUGGGCAAUGUCGGAACUGCUCCCUCACUCCGAGUUUGAGUGGUUAUCACGUCAGGAAUGUGACGACUUGGACAUUGGAAGAAUUCCAACAGAUGGUGAAUAUGGAUAUGUGCUGGAAGUAGAUCUAGAAUACCCCAGAGAUCCAGCACUGCACGAUCGACACAGGGAUUUACCAUUCUGUCCCGAGAUAUGCAAAGCGCCGAUUAAUCAACUCCCAUACUCGUUGGAGGAAAUUAUCAAUAGUGGAGCAGGAAAAUCGAAGAAAUUAAUGGCCACACUGAUGGAUAAGAGGGAAUAUGUAAUUCACUAUCGCUACCUACAACAAGCUAUAGAGAAUGGAUUACGUGUAACUCGAAUCCACAGAGUGAUUCGUUUUAAACAGUCGGCAUGGUUGAAACCGUACGUGACUAUGAAUACCGAACUUAGACAGCGUGCUGUAAAUAAAUUUGAGGUAGAAAUGUUUAAACUUAUGGUAAACGCUGUCUACGGUAUGAGUCUUCAGAAUGUACGCAAACAUCAAGAUUUAAAGAUUGCAUCAUCCCGCAAAACAUAUACAAAGUAUGUAGCAAAAGCUAAUUUCAAUGAUCGUAUUUGGUUAAAUGAGAAUCUUGCCAUACUGAAUAUGUCAAAAGUGCGGGUAGUACUGAGCAAACCCGUCUACGCAGGGAUGUGCAUUCUGGACCACAGUAAGAGGUGGAUGUAUGGUUUCCAUUAUGACAUGGUAGAUAGGUAUGGAAUCGAUAGAAUAUCGAUGAUUUACAUGGACACCGAUGGCUGUCAUUAUUCAAUACGUACUAAGAACGUAUACCGCGACAUGUUAGAACAUUUGGACGACUUUGACACCAGUAACUAUCCCCGGAACCACAUUUGUUACGACGGAGGAAACGCUAGAGUUCUGGGGAAGUUUAAGGACGAAGCUGCCGGUGUGGCCAUUAAAAUGUUCAUUGGUCUGAUGUCGAAGCUGUAUUGUUUCACGUAUAGCAUCUUAACGUGUGCGCCUGAAGGAGACAACGGAGAUGGUGCCAACUGUAUACCGCCGCCUGUGAAGAGAGCAAAAGGGGUAAACAGAGCAGUAGUGAAGCGUGAUCUCACCAUAGAAGAUUAUUUGAAUUGUCUGUACAAUAAAACUACUAAAAGUACAGACAAUCAACGUUUUCAAAGCCGUCACCACAUUUUAUACACAGUUGUGGUGAAGAAGCGCUCACUGGCACCGUUUGACGACAAACGAUACGUAAUGCCAGAAGAUGGUAUCAACACGCUACCUUGGGGACACUAUGCAAUACCACCAUUAAGGGCACCACAGAUACUUGAGGGACCUUAACUACUGCCACUGGCCCUUUAGUGGAUACGAUACUCUCCAAUUGCGCCACAACCUCUAUCCCCAUCAUAACUGAUAUAUUAUUAUUGAUUAGUAGACCAAGGUCCGCAUGAGUGUGAUAUUAGGUAGAGUUAUUUAUUGAACAGUCUUCAUUAGUAUUAGAUUUUGAAUACAAUUCAAAGAUGUUUUGAUAAAUAAAUUCUU
Molecule: messenger RNA, 4891 nt
Organism: Macrosteles quadrilineatus (aster leafhopper)
Lineage: Eukaryota; Metazoa; Arthropoda; Insecta; Hemiptera; Cicadellidae
Exons: 3
Coding region: 365-4690 (1441 amino acids)
Biological process (GO): DNA replication
Molecular function (GO): DNA-directed DNA polymerase activity; DNA binding; nucleotide binding
Source: RefSeq, a predicted model, not a curated record